Cercospora beticola is the source of this 1983-nucleotide messenger RNA. It is a transcript of the gene BDS1, whose product is annotated as sulfuric ester hydrolase. Gene Ontology annotation, biological process: dodecyl sulfate metabolic process. Gene Ontology annotation, molecular function: linear primary-alkylsulfatase activity; protein dimerization activity. The record is from RefSeq and is a predicted model, not a curated record. NCBI's taxonomy places the organism in Eukaryota, Fungi, Ascomycota, Dothideomycetes, Mycosphaerellales, Mycosphaerellaceae.
AUGAGCAGAGAACAACACAAAGCGCCAUCCCAAUUCAUCUCCGAACAGCAUAGAAGAUUGCUCCAGGGCUUGCCCUUCGGAGACAAGCUUGACUUCGUAAAUGCUGAGAAAGGGUUCCUUGGUCGACUUGACCCCAACAAGCUGGAAAGCGCCAAUGGGAUUCCGAUCUGGAACAACGACCAAUACAAAUUUCUGCAAGAUGCUGCUCCCAAGACAGCGAAUCCAAGUUUGUGGCGUCAAUGCCAGCUCACUCGUAUGGAUGGUCUGUUCCAGGUCACUGAGUGCAUCUAUCAAGUCCGCGGCCUGGACAUUUCGAACGUCACCUUCAUCGAGGGCAGCGAAGGUCUUCUCGUCAUAGACCCUCUCACAUCGAAAGAGACAGCUGCAGCUGCACUUGGCCUGUAUCGAAAGCAUCGUGACCCCAAGAGACCUGUGAAGACGAUCCUGUACACGCAUUCCCAUGUCGACCAUUUUGGAGGAGUACGAGGAAUCGUCACUGAGGACGAUCUCAAGAACAAUGAUAUCAAGAUUGUGGCUCCAGAGGGCUUUCUGGAGCAUGCAGUAUCCGAGAAUAUCUACACAGGUGUUGCAAUGGCCCGUCGGGCUGCAUACAUGUAUGGAACUGCGCUUCCAGUGGGCCCGCAAGGUCAAAUUGGUACUGGGCUGGGCCAAGCGGUUUCGAAUGGCCAACUGACACUUCUCGCACCCAACGUGAUGAUCAAACGUACGAACGAGAAGUUGACUCUUGAUGGAAUCGAUAUGGUGUUCCAGAUGACGCCAGACAGCGAAGCUCCGUCCGAAAUGCUCAUCUACUUUCCACAGUGGAAGGCGUUGUGUGCGGCAGAAAACGCAACACAUACAUUCCACAACAUCUUGACACUGCGAGGCGCUCUGGUACGCGAUGCUCGUUCUUGGGCCAAAUAUCUGACAGAAACGAUCGACAUGUUCGGGGACGAGCUCGAAGUGGUCUUUGCAUCGCAUCACUGGCCAACAUGGGGUAAUGCUGAGAGCAUAGAGUUUCUCACUACCCAGCGUGAUAUCUAUGCUUAUGUACACGAUCAAACUGUGCGACUGAUCAAUCAAGGCUAUAAUGGCGCAGAAAUCGCAGAAAUGAUAAAGUUGCCGCCCGCUCUGGACAAGGCUUGGAAUGCUCGUGGAUACUACGGAUCUAUCAAUCACAACGUGAAAGGCAUAUAUCAGCGAUACAUGGGCUGGUUUGAUGCCAAUCCGGCCCAUCUUUGGGAGCACAUACCUGUCGAAAAAGCGAAGAGAUACGCUCGGCUCGCCGGUGGUGUGCAGAAUCUGAUCAAUGAUGGACGAGAAGCAUUCGAAGCCGGCGAUUUCCGCUGGGCUGCUGAAGUCGUCAAUCACGCAGUCUAUGCUGAUCCAAAUCUUCCUGAGGCACGCAAUUUGCUCGCAGACAUCUACGAACAGCUAGGGUACGGGUCAGAGUGCGGAAUCUGGAGGAACUUUUAUCUGUCAGGUACCACCGAGCUGCGACAAGGGAAUUUCGGAACACCACCCCGAAGUGCUGCGCAGGAUAUGAUUCGACAACUGACACCUGAGAUGCUGUUCGACUACCUUGCAGUUCAGAUCAAUGGUCCUCGGGCCUGGAACACAAAGCUUGACAUCAAAAUCAUGUUGACUGACACGGAUGUGAGCUAUCGCCUGCGACUCUCGAAUGGAGCUCUUAUCUAUUCUUCUGGCAGACAUUGCUCGACAGAGCCACAUGCAACUCUCAAGGCUACCGCUAAGACACUGCCAGCAUUUCUAGCUUUUGGAUCUGACCUUGUCAAGCUGAAGACAGCAGGCAUUACUGUGGAGGGAGACUUGAGCGCUUUCGCUACACUCACCGGCUUACUUGAUCAGGGAGACCGUAGUUUCAACAUCGUAGUGCCACGAGGUGUAUUGUCGCAACCCACUGGGGAAAUGGAUGCGGCUGGACCCGGCCAACGAAAAUCCCCUACAAGGUCUGUUCUCUGA